UAACUAAAUAAUAAAUAAAACAAAUAUUUUAAUGAAAGCUCUUUUAUUACUGUUGCUUUUCUUAUUCGGACUGACCUGUGCCAAUGAUGAACUUAUCCUUGUAUUUGACCUCUCAAGACAUGGUGCAAGAGCACCACUGGUAGAACAGUACUCUCAAGACUUCGAUGUUAAUGUUGGCAUGCUGAGUGCAAGUGGCAUGAGGCAACAUUACUUGAUAGGAAGAUAUCUUCGUAAGAAAUAUAUUGAACAGAUGGAGUUCCUGAGUCCUCAGUACAAAGAAGAUGAAAUCCAUGUCACAUCUACACAUUUAGGCCGGACUAUUCAAAGUGCCAGAUGUCAUUUAAUCGGAUUAUAUCCGCCUGAAUCAAGUAAUAAUCAGAUUCAGGGAGAUUUUGAAAAAUCAAUGCCUCUGAUGAACUUGAGUGAUGAUUAUGUUGGAAAUACAAGAUAUUCUAUCCCUAGCAAAUAUGAGCCAAUUGCUGUACACAACAAUGAGCAGAAAAGAGAUACUGUAUAUUCCCUAGGGUCUUGUCCUUACUUAUAUUCAAAAAUGAAUGCAAGGAGAGAAAAUCCCUCUGCUUGGAAGAAGUUUGAUGCUUACUUCAAACCAAGAAUCUACAAGAAAAUAGCAGAAUACUUCGGACUUCCCGAACAGGAGUUAAAUUAUCAAAGCACAUACGUUCUUGGUGAUGCUUUGGUGAGCCUCGAAUUUGAAGGUUUGUUCUCAAGAGAGAACUUUACCGAAGAAGAAUGGCUAGAUGUUAAGAGACUACAAAUUCCUUGGCUCAUAGAUUCUGUUUCUCCUCUUGGGAACAAAUUAAUGGUAUCUAAACUCUUUAACCCCAUUCUUGAGUUUAUGCUAAUGAAAAUGGGAAGAGACCACGACAAUCGGCAAUUGACUGGAUUUAGAGGCACUGAGAAAUAUAUUUAUUUCUCCACUCAUGAUACAAUGAUUGCAAACUUUCUGAGGUUCUUUAAUCCUGAGAACUUUGAGUUAGAAUAUGUAGACUAUGCUAGUGGGUUCAUAUUUGAGUUAUAUAAGAGGCCAAAUGGAGAGUACUAUGUCAAAAUAUUUUACAAUAAUUCCCAAAUAAAGCUUCAUGAGUGAAAGAACAUAGACUGUGAGUUUGAUCAAUUCUACAGAAUGUUUAGAGAGCAUGGUUUGUUCCAAGAUGAGGUGUUUUACAUUUGUAACUCAGGAAUAAUAACUCCCCCUGAGUUUAGAGAUAGUAUCUAACAAUUGAAAGAUUCAA
Messenger RNA from Moneuplotes crassus, 1253 nucleotides. Lineage: Eukaryota; Ciliophora; Spirotrichea; Euplotida; Euplotidae. The record is from the annotation of a GenBank genome assembly.